Lampris incognitus (smalleye Pacific opah) is the source of this 1583-nucleotide messenger RNA. It is a transcript of the gene mrpl45, whose product is annotated as mitochondrial ribosomal protein L45. The coding region runs from base 373 to 1131 and encodes 252 amino acids. The transcript has 9 exons. The record is from RefSeq and is a predicted model, not a curated record. NCBI's taxonomy places the organism in Eukaryota, Metazoa, Chordata, Actinopteri, Lampriformes, Lampridae. Gene Ontology annotation, cellular component: mitochondrion.
UUGCUAACCCUUCGUCGAAUUAGAUGUAGCGGCUUGAAGGGAUGCAAUGAUAUGGAGCUGCCAGGGAAGAGGAAAAGAGGAAGGCCAAAGAGGAGGUUUAUGGAUGUGGUGAGGGAGGACAUGCAGGUGGCUGGUGUGACAGAGGGAGAUGCAGAAGACAGGAAGAAAUGGAAACGGAUGAUCUGUUGUGGCGACCCCUAACGGGAGCAGCCAAAAGUAGUAGUAGUAGAUCAGUACUCAGUAUUGAAUGCUGAAGUGUCUCUGGAUGGGCAGCUCCCCCCUCUGUUUGUCCUGCCGGUCCGGACCAAGAAACGGCACUUCAUCCCACCAGCGGUGAAAAAUAAGAGAAAACACGAGCAAGACCCGGAGGCAAUGGCCAGGGCAGCUGGCAUCGUUUUCAGACAAGAAUACAUGGAGAGACCUAUCAACAUUUCCUGCACUGCGGGAGUCUUUGACCCGUACAUCCCCCCUGAGGGCGAUGCCCGUCAGUCCACUCUUUCUAAGGAGGGUCUGAAACAACGCACCGAGCAGUUGCGACAGACUGCUGCCUCACAGCUAGCGUUACGCAAGAUCAAAGAGCACGACCCUCAGUUCUCCACCAAAGACUUCCCGGAGAGAAGUCAAGAAAUGUUCAUAGAGGCUCACAACUCCCUGACACAGUUUAACAAGGAGAAACUGCACUCCUUGGUGACCGAGAGGUGCUAUCCUGAUAUGACGAGAGGGAACCGUUACAAGACGAUCCGCUGGAGGUUUAUGGAGUCCCUGGAACCUCCCAGGCUGGUCCAUGCACGCUGCCCCGACAUGGUCACCAAGGGAAAUCUGUAUGGCCAAGUGACGGUUCGCAUGCACUCCAAACAGACUCUGGCCAUCUAUGACCGCUUUGGGAGGCUGAUGCUUGGCAGCGAGGAGGAGCCAAAGGACGUGCUGGAGUACCUGGUGUUUGAACGACACCUGAUCAACCCCUAUGGCAGCUGGAGGUUACAUGGAAAGAUUGUGCCUGCCUGGGCUCCGCCGAAGGACCCUAUUAUAAAGACCGUCAUCAUUCCUGGUCCAGAGCUGAAGCCAGGCGAGGAAUUCGAUCUCCAUAAAUAUGAAGUGCCCAAACCAAAGGCUGUGCAGUGGUACAAAUGAGCCACUGAGGGUCGCUGUUCUUACCAUGUAAUCAGGCUGGGAAAUUGCUUGCAGGCACAACCUGUUGAAGUUUGCCUGCAGUUGGUUACUUUGUCAACUCUGCCACUGUGGAAGGAUACAAAAUAUUUCCAGACAUAUUCUAGUCUGCUUGGUAGACUCAUUAAAGCGACUGGUGAAUUGUGGAAGUAGUUGCAAUGCAGACUGUUAUACUAAAGUUUGUUUCUUGCUCUGUCUCUUAACAUAGUGACUGUAUAACACAAGUCAGAUAAAUAUUGGCCCAUCAUCAUGACUGUUUUUUUUUUUAUGUGUGACUUGACCACAUUCAUUGUCCCUUCCAGGUGUACCAUACAAAUGCAACAUUUCCAGAUCUCCAGUGAUGACAUGGUUUAUUUCUAUAAAUGAUUAUAUUAAGUUAAUUUUAGAACUACAAAAAUAAAAUGUCCCAUCCAUAU